Magnolia sinica is the source of this 1149-nucleotide messenger RNA. RefSeq lists its product as uncharacterized. Gene Ontology annotation, biological process: dephosphorylation. Gene Ontology annotation, molecular function: phosphatase activity. The coding region runs from base 209 to 1027 and encodes 272 amino acids. The record is from RefSeq and is a predicted model, not a curated record. The transcript has 11 exons. NCBI's taxonomy places the organism in Eukaryota, Viridiplantae, Streptophyta, Magnoliopsida, Magnoliales, Magnoliaceae.
AGUUGAGAAAGAUUCGCAGGAGGUGGAAUUGAAAUUUAUAGAGGCGGUGCUUGGUCCCGAAAGUUGAAGGGAAGGGGUGUCUGGUCCUUGUCCCUCUAUAAAAGGCUCACAAGCGAAUCGUAUUGCCGUCCCUCGGUCUCUUUCCAGUUCGAAAAUUCUCCCAUUGCCAGAAAAAUAAAAACCAGUGCUUUUUAGAGAAGCGAAGGAAAUGUCGUCUCUCAGGUCUCUCAAAUCAGCAAUCUUCGAAAUAGAAGAGCGAAAACAGCAGUAUCAAGCUCACAUUCGAGGCCUUAAUGCAUACGAUCGCCACAAGAAAUUCGUCAAGGAUUACGUGGAUUUCUAUGGUAAGGCAAGAAAUACACAUGGUGUAUUGCCUGUUAAAACUGAUCAAGACACUCUUAGAGAAGGUUACAGGUUCAUCCGUUCUGAGGAAGAUGAUAUGAACCCGUCUUGGGAGCAAAGGUUGGUGAAGCGUUAUUAUGACAAGCUUUUCAAAGAAUAUUGCAUUGCUGACAUGUCACAGUACAAAAGCGGCAAGAUUGGCCUAAGAUGGAGGACGGAAAAGGAAGUCAUAUCUGGGAAAGGGCAGUUCAUAUGUGGCAAUAAACAAUGCAGUGAGCAAGAUGGAUUAGCAAGUUAUGAGGUGAACUUCUCGUACUUCGAAGCAGGAGAAAACAAACAGGCUCUCGUGAAACUUGUAGCUUGCAAGAGAUGUGCGGAAAAGCUCAUGUAUAAAAAGAAGAAAGAGAGGGAGCAGUUGGAUAAGAGAGAGAGAGAAACAGAGAAAGAGAAGCACAAAAGACGGAGGGAACAAACAAGUGGCGGGAGCACAGAUGAUGAAUACAACAGAAGUAAUGAAAGAAGGAGAAAAGAUCUGAGGCACUGGACAAAUGAAUUCCCAAUAUGCAUCUUCAGCUUAUUGUCGGUUACUCAUCUUAUGACUACGUUUGCCUCCAUUACAUGUUGGCAUUUGAUCAGUCCUGGUUAUGUUACUACUGCUAUUAGGGAGCUUGAGGUUAUGGGAUGAUCGACAAAAUGGAGCUGAAAAAGAGUGAUUUUGUAGCAUUAAGAAGUUUUUAUUUUGUAUUUUUCUAGAUGUUUCAUAUAAAACAAUGUGAAAUGAUUUUUCCGAUGUCCAAACUUUGUGUG